Molecule: messenger RNA, 753 nt
Organism: Panicum hallii
Lineage: Eukaryota; Viridiplantae; Streptophyta; Magnoliopsida; Poales; Poaceae
Product: chemocyanin-like
Exons: 2
Coding region: 109-501 (130 amino acids)
Cellular component (GO): plasma membrane
Molecular function (GO): electron transfer activity
Source: RefSeq, a predicted model, not a curated record
CUCAACUCACACUCACCACUCUCCUUGGAGCUAGCACUUCCCGUCCUGAGCCUUUUGCUAGUAGCGAGCGAGGUGUCGUGUUGGGAUAGGGAGAGACAGAGCGGAACCAUGGCGGCUCAGGGAAGGGGCAGUGCUGCUCGUGGCAACGCCGCCGCCGUGGCGGCGCUGGUCCUCCUCUGCGUGCUCCUCCACGGCGAGGUUGCUGAGUCCGCGGUGUACACCGUCGGCGACCGCGGCGGCUGGGGCUUCAACACCGCCAGCUGGCCCAGGGGCAAGCGCUUCCGCGCCGGCGACGUGCUGGUGUUCAGGUACAGCCCGAAGGCGCACAACGUGGUGCCGGUGAGCGCGGUCGGGUACAACUCGUGCGCCGCGCCCAGGGGCGUCAGGGCGCUCACCUCCGGCAACGACCGCGUCACACUGAAGCGCGGCGUCAACUACUUCAUCUGCAGCGUCCCCGGCCACUGCCAGGCCGGCAUGAAGGUCGCCGUCACCGCCGCCUGAGGCGCCGCCCGGCCGGCCGGCGGAACUUUAGUGCUCAACUAAUUAUUAGGCGGUGUGUUGUUGUUGUUGUUGUUCAAUAAUACCGUGUCGUCGCGUACGGCGUGCGUGCGUGUUAGUUGCUAGGCGCUGGCAGAUUGGCUGGCGUCUGUAGAGGAGGGACCGAUCGAUCGAGCAAUGUACGUACUGAUGCGUGUGAGGAGGAGCAAUAAAAGCAUAUGUACUAUACGGCUGCGUUUGUUUAAUUUGGGCUUA